AUGUCCUCUCAGGAAAUAAAACCUAUGCCUUUAAAACUUUAUAAUGCAAUAGUGAAAGACUUUAAUAAACUAGGUUCGUUUAGUAGAAACGCUGAAAAUGAUUUACGGAAAAAAUAUAAAGAUGUGCCGAAUGAAACAUUGGGUAGCAUAAUAUCCCUAAUUGUUCAACGUGCUAUGAAACAGAGUUAUAGAAAGUCUCCUGUAAUAUCUAGCAAAUACUAUGAACUGUAUGAGGAAAUGAUGAAAGACAAUAAAAAGGGUGAUGUCAUACUCAAGCUAGCUGAUAGUCAAGGUAUUAGUCCGGCUCUAUUUGUUAGAUCGUUGCUGCAAAAUGCUUACACGGAUUCUGUUGCUGUAAAAAAAUAUAUUAAAGAUACAACACUGAUUGAAAAUAAGGAUCUAGCAUAUCAAGUUUUUAUGGGUAUUAUGUAUGAUAAUAGGUACGGGCCACAUUUAGAUAUUAUGAGGCAGUCCAUAGGUUUGGAAUAUGAAUUACGACUAGAGAGAGAGCUAAGACUGAUGAAUAUAUCAUUUUCCGAUGAAAGCGUACUCAGGUUACGAGGAUAUGAUAAGACACCAGACUUCAAAUUAGACGUUCCGAUUGCUGUUGACGGCUUCAUUGUCAAUUGGAUAGAAAGUAAAGCUCUCUUUGCCGAUGACGAGAACCACUUGGGCUAUUUGAAAGAACAGCUGAUGUGCUAUUGGAAUAGAUUUGGCCCCGGCAUGGUUAUAUAUUGGUUUGGCUAUUUAGAAACUCUUGAUUGUACACCAGAAGUUAAUAACAUGUUUAUCCUGCGUACGAAAUUCCCUGACAAACAGAGCAUUACUCAAUACAAAGUUGAUUUGUAA
This is a messenger RNA of Danaus chrysippus (African queen), 849 nucleotides long. The record is from the annotation of a GenBank genome assembly. NCBI's taxonomy places the organism in Eukaryota, Metazoa, Arthropoda, Insecta, Lepidoptera, Nymphalidae.